AUGCCAAACACCGGCAAGCCCAGCAAGGAUUGCCAUCUGUGCCGUAAGCGGCGUGUCAAGUGCGACCUUGGGCGCCCCGGCUGCCUGAGAUGCAUCAAGUACGGCGUCGACUGCCCCGGGUACCGCGACCAGGCCGAGCUCGUCUUCCGCAACGCUUCCGCCGCGACGGUCCAGAAGCGCAAGAAGCGGGCGGAGCCGCACAGUGCUAGCGAACCGACCUCCUCCGCAUGCUCCCUCUGGGACGGCGACGACGGCGACGAGCCGGCGGCAGCCUCGUCGACGACGGCGUCCGGGGUCAGCACGGCCCGCUCCUCGCUCCUAGUCCUCCCCAGGGUCAUGAGCGAGCAUUGGACGGCCCACUCGGUCUCCAUCCUGCUCAACGUGUACGAGAACCUCGACUUCCUGAGCAACACGUACCGCGCGAAUCCCCGUGACGGCCCGCUCGUCUGGGCCGCCCACCUCUUCUCCCGCACCUACGUCACGAACAUACGGUACCCGACGGCCGUCGGACGAGACUCGGAGGAGGAGACGCGACGCGAGCUGGGCGUCUACCUCGGGAGGACCCUUCGCUACGUCGCGGCGGCCAUUGGCGACGAGCAGGGCGCAUUCCGCGACGACGUGCUCGCGACGGUCUGGAUCCUCGCCAACUACGAGGCAAGCACCGUCCGGUUUGCGCACGUGCACGUGGACGCCGACGCUGACGCGCGCCGUGCUAGCUGCUCGUCGCAUGCUCAAGGCGAGGGGAAGCAAACCCUUGCUCACGACGGCCGGCCGCGUCGCCUUUUGGCCUUGCUAUCACAUGGUGGUUUGUCGACCCUCCUGCCGAGAGAAGACGGACGUCGGCCCGUUCUGACGGCGAAGCAGCAAACGCAAGCGCUCGUGACCAACACCGAAUGCCCGCCCGAAUCGGCCGAGUGGCUCGGCACCAUCCGCGAGGCGCUGUCGGCCGGCGAGGGCUUCAUGCUGCACAUAUCCAUCUUCAUCGUCAAGUGCGCCCGCGUCCAGUCGCGCAUUGUGCAGAUUCUCUGCGCACGCGACCUUGCCGCGGCCGAGGACGAGUACGGUGCGCUGAUGGCCGAGAUGGAGGGCGCCGAGCGGCUGCUCGCCCGGUCCAUGGCCGAGACGACCGGCUACAUGGACGAGCUGGACGGCUUCAUGCGCAACUUUUACUUCGCCGCCGUCGUCAAGGGCUACUACUACGUCCUGCUGCUUGUCCAUUUUCUCGCCCACCACGUCGCCGGCUCCGUCACGCCGGCCGAGCUCAAGGCGAAGCGGGCCGUCUGCCUGAGCAGAACGCGCAUGGCGGCGCAGGAGAUCAUCGACAGCGUCCCGAGAAUGUUUGGGCCGACGGCGUCCGGAAAGGGAAGAGGCAGCCGGCCGGACUCGCCCAAGGUGGUGUUUGACGCCCUCAUGAUGGUCUGGCCGCUGACGGCUUGCUACGUCGUGCCGUCGACGCUGCCUCGGCAAAAGGCCGACGCCGAAGCGGCACUCUUCUUCAUCGGCCACGAGAUUGGCGUGCGGCAAGCGCUGAACAGGGUUCCGGCCGUCGUGCCGCCAACGCCGGCAGAGGCCGUGGCCGUGACCGAUGCGGUAGGCAAGUUGACGGUGGACGACGUUUGUCUGCGGCCGCCAUUCCCAUGCUUGCCUCGCCUUCUCAAUUCAUCCUCUUCACUUCUUCGCACUCAACCAAACCUUGCCUCAAUUCAUUCUCUUCGCUUCUUCGCACUCGACCAAAACAUCCCAUCAUCUCCUCCAGCGCUUGAAUCGCCGCUUCUAACCACGGCCUUCGCAUCCGUCACCACCAUCACCACCACCACCACCACCGACACCUCCCUGCCCGCUCCAAUGGCCAGCUCCGCGCCCACCCACCACCUGCAGGCAGCAGUGGCUGUGUUCGCCCCUGUCCGGCCAACCUUCAACUCGCGUCGCACAUCCGAUCGCCUCCGUGAGGGCGCCGGCCUCUACUUGCCGCCGCAGUUCCGCACCAACGCCCACCUCAGCAAGGGCCACACCUCCGUCUUCAAGGAGGUUGGUCUCGACGAGGUCGCUUCCUCGCGUGAAACUUCCCUCGACGAAGACUGCAGAGCCUAG
Molecule: messenger RNA, 2091 nt
Organism: Drechmeria coniospora
Lineage: Eukaryota; Fungi; Ascomycota; Sordariomycetes; Hypocreales; Ophiocordycipitaceae
Product: C6 finger domain protein
Exons: 5
Coding region: 1-2091 (696 amino acids)
Biological process (GO): regulation of DNA-templated transcription
Molecular function (GO): DNA-binding transcription factor activity, RNA polymerase II-specific; zinc ion binding
Source: RefSeq, a predicted model, not a curated record